Gracilinanus agilis (Agile Gracile Mouse Opossum) is the source of this 3999-nucleotide messenger RNA. RefSeq names its product dynein axonemal assembly factor 8 (gene DNAAF8). Gene Ontology annotation, cellular component: dynein axonemal particle. The coding region runs from base 741 to 2414 and encodes 557 amino acids. Gene Ontology annotation, molecular function: dynein complex binding. The record is from RefSeq and is a predicted model, not a curated record. The transcript is spliced from 10 exons. NCBI's taxonomy places the organism in Eukaryota, Metazoa, Chordata, Mammalia, Didelphimorphia, Didelphidae.
CCUCCUCAGAUCUUGGAGACUGAAACUUCCUGUCCGAAAAAACCCAUGCUUUAUCUUCGUUUUUGACAUGCUGAUUGACCAAUAAAGAGUGAGAAAGAAUUAAUCCCCCGCCCACUAGGCGGGCCAAGUGGACCAAUUGAGUUUGGAGACUGAGUGGAACCCUGAUGAUCUUGGAGAACAGAAUAAGGAGAUGAAAAAGACCAACGGAAGGAAAACAAAAAAGAGUUGGCAUUUUUGUAGAGGUGUGGACAACGUUUCUUAUUAGAUUCAAAUUUUUGGUCCUUGUCUUUUUUUUUUUUUUAAUUUAGUGUCUUCUGUUGAAAGGGAAAUAAAAAUAUCCUUUGUCCUUCAAAAAAAAAAAGUUGGCAGAAUCAAAGAACUUCCUCGUUCACUCUCCUUUCGGAGUAUGUUAUGUGCUAUAUAUCCCUAACAGGACCUGAGUGAGCAGUGGGAAUCAGAAACUUCAGGUAAGUUGAGGUGGACCCCAGUUUCAUUUGAAGGGGAAAGUGUCCUGCGCUUAGGAGAAUAGUUAGAAAGAAAAAUGUGAGAAAUAACGAGAAGCCUUCCAUCCCCCAAAUGUAAAAACAGAAAGAACAUCUUGGAAAGACUGUUAGCGUCUGGUUACCAUGGAAACCAAUGGCUUAGUGGCUCACGUGGUUACGAGUUGAAGCGACCCAGGAAAAAAAGUUAUCCUCAAGUGAUUUCAUGUGGGUAGGGUAUCUGUAUGACAGUUGUUUCCUAUGACAUCAAAAAAUGAACAAGAUCUUAUUGGCUACAAUCAAUUUCCUUGCCUAUACCAUACAUCAAUGUGGGGAUCUAUCUUGGCUUCAGUGAAAGAACAACUCCCAUCUUUUGACUCAGAUUCUUCCUCAUCAGAUAGCGAAGAUGGGGAAUUAUUCAUCUUCCAGCGAGAUGAAGAAAAUUUGAUUCCGGACUUAACUGAAGAACUAGCAGAUGACCCAGAUAUCCAGCUUCUGGAAUCUGUGACCAACAUUGAAAAGAACUGGAAUGAAAUAAAGGAUUCAGCCAUUUUUGAAGGGAAGGAUGCUAGUGAGUUUUUGGUGAUUCGCCCAGCGAUUAAAGACACUGAAGAGAUUCCGUCAGAUCCUCAUCUCAAGGUCCCUAAAGAAAGUACCAAGUGGCAGAAAGGAGACACCUGGGAUUUCUUUAGAUCUAGGGCUCAUGCUCUUAUCAAGGGAUCACAGGUGGAAGAGUUCCCAACUUCAGCCUGUCCAACAGGUCUACUAACUGACAAUUUAAGGAUUUGUAACUUUUCUCCCUCUGAAGAGUCAGAUUCCUCAAGCAUAAAGGUUAUCAGAAAAGAGAGAAGAAAGAUGAUAGAGAAGAAUAUACUUCAUAAGGAAAUCAAGGUGUCUCCACUUGAAAAUUUAAAUUAUCUACAAUUCAAAAAACCUGAAAUCCAUGAAUCCUCAGAAUCAAUUGGUAUAGAAGAAAAAAUGCCAGCCAAACAUGAAGGCUUGACACUACGGUAUCUUGAGAAACUCGAAGAGUGGGAUUUGGAUAAAAUACUUCAAAACCUGGAGGCACGAAAAGGCCAAGGAAAAUGUACAACAGGAGCUACAUAUUGGAAAGUUCACUCUUCUUUUAAAGACCGAGGAAGUCUUACAUCCAAAUCUCAGGAAAAGCUUAUGGAGCAGCUAGUCGCCCUGUGUGCCAAACAGUCUCAAAACAGUUUACCUGUACCCCAUGAGAAGCCUUCUGACAAGCUUUUCUACCCUAUAGAAGACCAGAUCCAAAGCAGAAGUUCUUGGUGUAGAUCACCCCUAACCCCUGGGCAAUGUCAAGAUGUGGCUAAAGACACAAAGCUGAAGUGGCCAGUGGAGCCUCCUACUGUUUUCAUUGACCUCAGGCAGCCUGAGCCACAGAAAUCAGUGCCUCUGCCUCAGUCAGACUACAAAUUCCAGAAUCAAGAAGAUGAGCUAAGCUCUAGUGAUAGUUCCACAGAAAAUGAGGAGGAAACUCCAGAUGAGAGAGAUGAGAAAGGAUCCAGAAAGAGAGUAUCCCAAAGACCCAGGGAUCAUACUGGGAAAAGUUACCUGCUACAACAGCUCCGUGCUUUCCAGAGGGAGACUGCUGAGGCCUGUGGCCCUGAAACUAAAGUGGCUGCCCAGCAGGGUCACAGUACUCAGAAUCUUGAGACUUCUGAAGAUGUGGCCAUGUCAGGAAUCAGGAAAAAACAACUGAUAACAAGAGAGUCCCAAGAGAACACAUCAGGGAGCCUGGGUAGAUCCAAACACCUUCCUCUUCUAGACCCAAAGGCCAAGCAGGGAAGAGAAAACCAAAAGGGCACCAGCAGGAGUCCAGGCUCAGAAAGAUUUACUGAGGAGCUGGUAACUCCUCUGACCAAAAAAGAGAAAUCUCCAGCAGUUGGAAGAAGUAAUGUGGGAUGUUGACUGUCUACCUAACUUUUAAGAGCAUUCACCAACAAGAAGCCUGCAACUUCUCUCAAAGAAGUAAUUCGAAUAAGUGAUCCCUUGGCACAACAAAAUGAGUUGACUUCAUGGAAGGGAUAGAGAGAGAAUUUCAUAUCAGUCUCAUGCCCUGCCACUAGAUAAAAGCUCCAGGAUACAAACACCAAUGUAAUAUAUUCAAUAUCCUGGCAAAGAUUAGAAUCCUCCAACGUGACUACUUAUACCACCAAGAAGCCAUUAAGCUGUUUCAUUGACAAAAGAGGCCAUGUUUUCCCAUAGUAAUCCAUGUGUUUGCAGGCAAAUGAGGAAACCUAUCACAGCCUUUGACACUUGCCAGGUUAUGAGAGCGACAAAUUAGAAGAGUCAUUCUUCAUGUCACUCAGAUUUCUCUCUGCUUCUUGGAAGUAAGGAGAUCAGAGCCAUGGCCCAUCAUACACUGAAUAUGCUCUAACCAUGGCCCUUUUUGUGCAUGAGCUAGGGAAGCAGCAGAAGACCCAGUCACCAGCUGAAUAAAUACUACGCUGAGGAACGGAAUUUAAACUAGUUUCCAAGUAGAAUAAAAGAAAACCAGAAGGGGACUUGUAGUUUUGACUGUGACCAGACUUUUGAAUAGCUGUGGCUUCCCUGGGUCUCCCACUUCAUCCACGGCCAUAUGUCCCUAGACUAACUUAGGAUCUAAGAUCUAACUAAGGAACUCUUUAGCCUGAUGGUUUUGUCUGAUGUUAGUAUUGAAUUGCCCAACAGUCCACUAUCCUGGCUUCUUCAAGUUUUUUAAAAAUUCCAUUCUUUUUUCCUUUAAUAUUAGAAAAUAUAUUAAAUAAAUGAUAACAUAUUUCUCAAAUAAGUAGAAAAUAAACUUUUCAAGGUCAACAGCAUCUCCAGAUGAUCUCUUUGUUAAGGAAAUUAAGUUAAUGAGCUUAAAGAAAAAUUGCCUUUUAGGGCUAAGUACCAUUAAGCUAAGAUAUCUUUUGCAAGAUUUUUAAGUGAGACAAUUCUUAACAGUAUGUCUAGUAAAUGUUUUAACAUCCAGCUCUCUGAAAACUCAUAGCACAUUUUAACUUCAAUCUGCAUGAUUUAUAUUGUAUCCAUUAUUUAAAUCUAGACAACCAUUAAAACAGAUCAAACCCUGAUUUGUCCUUUGUUGAUUUCCAAGGUAUAGUUAACAACUGAUAGAACUGCUAUGAGCUGGCCCCAGCAUACCUCUGAGCUUUAUUAGUUUUUUCAGUUAUCAGUUUGACCAAAUUGGCCAGAUUGUUCUGUUCUCAUGGUUUGAUCUUAGUACUUCCUGUAGAGGAUAUUCUGUUAUAUAUCAUUUGUUUUAUCUUUUGUGUUUUAUCAGCCCAUAUCUGAGGUCCAAUCCCUAAAUAGAAUCUGAGCAACACUGUCAUGCCUGUCAGUAUUUGCUACAUCAAAGCAGUGCAUCUUACAAUCAUGUGUUCAAUUAUUUCGCUUGUCAACAUUUAUUUCCUAUAAGAAAAAUGUUUUGUUUGUAAAGGAGACAAAGCUCUUCUCUAUGAAAGAAAAAUAAGACAUUUUAAUUAUAUUUCACAGGAAAUAAAAUUCCCAA